GCUCAGUGUCACUCCAAAAGCGCAUUCUGUGGAGGAAAGAUGGACUUUAGAGGUUUACGAAAAAAAUAAAUUAUACAUUAAUUAAUGUUUCAAAGAUCUGAACUUAAUUAAGGUUUUUAGGAAUUAAGGCACUAUGGCAUCAAACUCCAUUCCAUUAGAAGAGCAGAAAGAGUUAUUGGGGAAAAAAAACAAGAAUCGUCAAGAGGGCACUAUGGCAUCAGAAUCCAUUCCAUUAGAAGAGCAGAAAGAGUUAUUGGAUGAAUACAACAAAAACGGUCCUUUAGGUUUUAAGAGUCUAAUUCUUAGGAAAAUUGACAAAUGGAAAGAAACACCUCUUCACAUUGCAGUUACGGGAACUCCCGGUGCUGGAAAAUCGAGUUUCAUCAACACCUGUCGCGGGUUACUCCCAUCAGACCGUCUUGCUGCAGGGGUUGGUGUUACAGAAACCACACGUACAGUUACAAAAUACCAACAUCCGAAGAUGGCCAAUGUUGCUCUGUACGACCUCCCUGGAAUUGGAACUUCGAAUUAUCCUAAUAAUUCCUACUUGCAGAUGGUAAAUUUUGAGAAGUACGAUUUUUUUGUCAUUAUAUCAUGUUCGAGAUUUACGGAGAACGAUGCUUGGCUUGCCAAAGAGGUUGAAAAAAAAGGGAAACAUUUUUAUCUUGUCAGAUCAAAAAUCGACAUCGACAUAGAAAAUAAUAAGCGCGAUUUCAACAGGGGCGAUAAAGAAACCCAGAAAAUAGUGAAAGAGGAUUUGGAAGCCUGUCUUAGGGACCUUCAAAUCUUAGCCCCUGUUUACCUGAUCUCAUCGCUUCUGAAAGACGUACGUAAAUACGACUCUCCAGCUUUAACAGAUAAUUUGAUCGAAUCGACACCAAAGAUAAAGAAGCAAGCCUUGGUAUUGUGGCUUCCGACGAUAACAAAGAAAACGAUCAGCGAAAAGGUUGACGUGUUGAAGAAAAGAGCUACUUAUAUGGCAUUAGCUUCUGGCAUCUUUGGAGCAGUACCUCUGCCUGUUGUGAGCAUUGGAAUUGAUGCAGCCAUUAUAUUGGGUGAAGCGAAAUUUUAUCGUCAGCAGUUCUAUCUCGACGACGAAUCGUUAAAAAAAAUAGAACAUGAUUACUCGAUCAAAAUUGAUGGAUUACAUUUGGCUUCCCGCGAUAUCAAUUUCACUGAAGAUGGUAUUGUUGCGUCCGUCGCGAUGAAUAUUGCAGGAACUCUAGGGAAAAUUGUGUUACCAAUAAUAGGAUCUAUUUUUGCAGGUUAUCAUUAUCACAAUGAUACCAGGAGAUUGCUGUGGAACAUCAUUAAUACAAUGGAAAAGGAUGCACUUAAAAUAAAUUAUGAAAUAGCAGAAAAGAUGUUUUGAAAUGAGGAAAUGUCUUUCAUGUUUUAUAGAAACAUUACGUUUUGGCGUUCUACUUUGCAUCUGAUGGAGACAAUCUUUAUGAAAGCAUGUUACUUUUAGUGUUGAUACUGUUGGCAACGAAUUUGCUUAAACGGACCAUGUGAACAUUUUAUAUAUGUCAUCAGAUGCAUGUGUAGAUAAAAUCACUUUCUGCGUUUGAUAUUUUGAGUAAAUUAUUUUAUAGACGGACUGUGUAACGAUAAUAAAUAUAUAGCACGUGGAACA
Molecule: messenger RNA, 1636 nt
Organism: Mya arenaria
Lineage: Eukaryota; Metazoa; Mollusca; Bivalvia; Myida; Myidae
Product: T-cell-specific guanine nucleotide triphosphate-binding protein 2-like
Exons: 3
Coding region: 134-1372 (412 amino acids)
Cellular component (GO): membrane
Molecular function (GO): GTP binding; GTPase activity
Source: RefSeq, a predicted model, not a curated record